AGUGGAAGUCAACCAUGUUUGGAGUUUUAUUCUUGAAGAAAACGGGGUCUCUGGUCCAAACCUGGUCAAGGUAUUUACACUUAACUUUGGAAGACAGACAACGAGUCUCUGUUUGGUAAGUUUUGGCAAAUUUCAAAAUAUUCAUGUUAAAAUUAAGUUGAUAAAGUCGAGAAGAAACUGUUGGUCUGGUCGUCCCUGGGUUGGAUUUAACUGACCUGAACCGAAGUCCCGCCUACAGAGACUCUGACUGAUCUCCAUUUCGUUGCGGACACUCGGACAACGGAUCCCGUACGGGGUGAGCCGCACCCGCCCUGGGAUACUCUGUUUCCCUUACUUUUCUGCCUUCUCCGGGACCAGUUUUUUCUUCCCCCUCUGUAAAUAUGAGUGCAGCGAUGGUGGAGGGCUGCUUUCUGUCCGCGCUGCAGCCCAAUUCCUCCUACACCGCCUAUGUUGUUCCCUCGGACGGCCCGUCUCAGGACCCGUUGGCCAAGGCCAGGAGGGUCCAACAGCAGGUCCGUAUGCGGCUGGCAGAGAAGAGGUCCAACUCCAUGCCCAGACUGAAUGACUCGGUCGGAUCAACAGGUGAGCCACAGUGCGUAUAUAACGGUGAUCCUCAUACGUGUUGUGUGAGGAAUGACAACGGGGGGAAAUCCAGGCUAGGGUCCGACAGAUCCGAUGCAUUAAACAAGUAAGAUCGUAGAAAGUAGGCCAAAGUCCUCAAAACUAGAUAGACUAAAACCCCCUAAACUAAACCCCCCUGGAUGAUCAUUUAGGACAGGUUUAGGAGUUUAUGAACACGGGUCCAAAAUCUCUCGGUCAGCCAGUCUGGAGAAACGGUACCGUUUAGAAACUGUACAAGUGCUUCUGCGACUUUAUCACAGCCCCGGGGCCCUUUUACAAUAAAUGCUUUCACAGUUAUUCUGCUCAACAUCAUCAUGUCUUUAGAUCAUCAGAACAAAGAAACUUAGAUAAGACAAAAAAAUAAGGACUGAACCACAAAGACUGGACCAGUCUCUAUAAAUCAACCUGUCUAAUUUUCAAUCAUCACGGAUGUCACGUUUCAGCCAGUUUAAGAGAAGUAUUGCAGUAUUAUGCUCUGUUAAAACAGGAAAAUUAAUCUCACCUAUGUUGUUAUGAAUUUGAGUUGUUAUGCAAUCAGGAGAGGAAGUCAGCCAAAAUUCAGGAAACAGAUGACGUCAAACUGUGAAAUUCCUGUCCAUCAUUAUUUUGGUUGUUUGAAAACUUUGGUUAAAGCUGCAAAGACUCACUGAUGAACUAAACCCAGACUCAUGAAGAGGCCUGAGGCAGCAGCAGGUUCAGCCUUAGUGCAUUAAUAAAUGCUAAUUGAAUGCAAGUUAAACUACUGAGAAAUACACAUGUUAAUAAAUGUGUACCAUUCAAUGGAGUAAAAUAUAUGAAACUUUAUCAAAAAUAUGCUAACAAGAGCCGGAGAUGGUUUAUCACUGUGUGACUCACAUGCUAUCAUUGUUAUCUUACUGGGCUUUUUUUUGAGUCAUUUCCUGUUUUUGCGUCUGGCUUUGUUAGGGAGUGAUGUGAUCCAAAGGUUGUUCACUUAGCACUGAUUGAAAUAAAGGGUUAUUUAAGGGCACACAUUAGACACCCUCUCUCUUCCCCUGUCUUUUCUCUUACCUCUCUUUUAGAGUUUAAGGUUUAACUUGUUUACCUAAGCGUUUCAUUACCUCUCCUCUCCUGCAGCUAUAGCAUAGUAAGUGUUAGUUGAAUUAUUACGCAAAAAAACUAUUAGCUUAAACUUAACAUGAAGUUCAGACUUAAAAAACAUCCCAAGAGAGAGUUUUAUAUUCCACAAGACUGAUAAAAUCUCUGAGUUACGAUGUAUUAAUCAAUCGAUAGCAACUGACAGACAUCAACAAUAACAAUUUAUACAGAUGUGCAGCUGGAAGAAUUGCAUGCUGUCUGCAGGUGCAGGAGGUCACCCUGUUAAUAGACUUGUUUAAUUUUCCCAACAGUGAAAGUCAACAGGUCUAACAUUAGCAAUUAUUAUUAGUAUUAUUAGGCAGGUGUGUGAAACAUGCAUAUAUUUUAAAUGAAUUAUUAAAUAAGUGGAGAAUGAGGUUUGUAGGGAAAAGACCUUUGUCCAGCAGAUCAUGUCCUAUUUUAAGUGCAUAGCCAAUGCAAAACAUUCAGCAGUUGUAGUGUGUGUGUGUGUGUGUGUGUGUGCGCGCGCACGUACGGAGGGGGUAUUUAAGGCUGCAGCUCCAGGGUAGAGUCUGUGCUCUGGACUCUUCCCUGCAUAUUUGUGCGAUUCUUUAUCUCUGACCUGAGGGCAGGUAGCAUUUCUGAGAAAAGAAUGGUGUCAUCUGCUUUAGGCAUGUAUCUGACCUCAGUGUCUGACAGGAGGAGGCCUGUAGCUGCUCUGCCAGUUCAUGGAUGUGAAGGUUGAAUAAGGUGGAGCUUACUCAGCAGCCCUGCCUUACACCACAUUUCGAUUGAUUGAUUUUUAGUUAUGAACAGGAAAUGAAGAAGCAAAACACCAUACAAAAGAAAAAUAAAAGUGACAGUACAGAAAACAUAAAGCAUAGUUCAACACAGGAUUGUCAAACACCUGGUUAUUUUACAUACAAGUGCUAAAAGGACUAGAAAGAAGUACAAACUUAUUUACCACAGCUUUGCUCCAACACUCACUUUUUAUCAUUCAGCUUCCCUCUAGAUGAACCAACUUCAAAACCAUUUCUUUACUCUUAUACUGUAUUUAUACCAUUAAAAAAAAUGACAAAAGACAUGAAUUCUGCUUUUAUAGAUGAUGACAAGUUUUUUCUGUUUUUCCAAUAGUUGCAUAAUAUUUAGUUUAUAUUGUGUAAUCAUGAUUCCAAACCUGCAUUUUUAUUUACAAAACAUAAACUAUUGUGUAGGGCUGAGCUGAAACAGUUUUAAUUUUGUGGUAAUUUUAUGGUCUGACAAACAACCCACUGUUGUUGGCACUCGUCACGAACAAUUUCUUAAAGAUAUCUUGAACAAAAAAUGAUGCACAUAUUUUGAACGGUCUCUGGGAUUCGGCUCAAAAGGUAAGAGGAUAACAUUUCCUGCUGCCACUAGGGGGCACUAUAAUCGGGAUGAAACAUUUCCAUGUGUUCAGGUCUUAAUCCCAAUAGUUACGAGUUUGGGUCAGAUUGGAGCAUGCAUGAUUAAGAAAACAUCUUCCAACAUCCAAAAAGUGAACUCUGAGGGCUGUCUUUGGCCACAGCCUUUUACUUUGGCAAGUUUUUCAUUGUUCAGGUCUUGUCUACCAGUAAACCAAUUUUGUCAAUGUAUCUAACUUCCUGUUGACAUGUCAUCACAACUCCAGGCCCCUUUUUUGAGUCUCAGGAUAUGUGUGUGAAAAAUCCUCUGGCUACAUGAAACUGGGAGGGGCUGUUCUCAAAAACUUUUUGGGGCACUAUUUAGCUAAUUCCUCUUUUUGGCAGGCUCAUUCAAAGUCUCAUGAUUUCUUUUGUAACACAUUCAGGCCUCAGAAUUUGGAGAAAAGACAAAAUAAUAAUCAGAAUAGUUAUUUAAUGAAUCCAAGUUAGGUCCUCUACAACCUGGUGUUUGGAGUGACUUUGCAGAGUGAAGCAUUGAAUUUGAAUGAAGUUGGUGUUUAACUGGAUGACAGCUUGGUCAAUAAGAGAAAAAAUCUUCCAAAACCAAAUUUAAAAUACCACAUUUAUUUUCAGAAGACUAAACAUAACACAAUUCAGUAAUUUCAUGUCCAUGUUUUUUUAAGUUUAAAAGAAAAUGUAGCACCAUCUACCAGCUUACCUACUCUACCUACGUCCUAUUGACGUUUGUUAUUCUUAUUUAUACUUCUUUUUGUUUGCCGGUCUUUUAUUCCUCUUACCGAUAUCCUCUGUUAUUAACCUUGUGUUUGUUUUCUCUUAUUUUUGUCUAGACUGCAGCAUUCCUGAGUUUAAGAGUUCAAGACAUAUCCACGGUUUCACUUCCAGAUCCCUGAUACACACACCGCACCGUGUCAUGGCCGUGAGUAUCUACCCUCAGUCCUGCAGAAGUAUAUAAUUCAGUCAAGACGAUAUUUCAAACAGUACUGUAGUAAGGUGUGGGUCUUUGAAGUAAACAUCACAGAUUUGGGACACAUUCAGUGUUGCUGAGUAGUGAGCCGUAAACAGCAAGUUUAAGUUUUAAAAUCAAGAUUGGUUCUAGAUAAGAAGGGUUAGAAAAAAAAUGAAGCUGUAAAAUAGACAAAAACUAUAAAAGCUGUGGAGAAGCUAAUACUGGCUAACUUGUCAUUAUGUUUAUAUGGAGCGGUAUACGUUAAAGAGCGAAAGGCAACACUGUAUUCAGUGUAAAGACAGAUAAAAUACAAAAGAAUGAAGAUGAUGCAGAGGCAGACAAAGAUGAUGUUAUUAAGGUUUCAGCUGACAUUGCCAUUACAAACAUUCAAACUUAUGUUGGUAACUGCUGUCAGGAAAGAGACCAGAGCACAGGACAGUAAUGUUCCACAGACGUACUGAGGCAGGGGGAGUGACGUCCAAAAAAAAAAACUCACCUUCAGAUGGGGAAAGAGAGGUUUUACUCUCACUCAAUAAAAAAUUCUUUGAUGUCCCGUCGAACGCAAGCAGCAUGAGAAUCCAGACAGUCUGGAUUAUUUUAGUUUUCAUCAGAAAGCUUGGUCUGCAUGGUGUAGCAAAGUUUCAUUUUGACAUGAUCUUUCAACAAAAAAUGUAAAACUGCUCCAGCUCAGCUGUACAUGAACUUAUCAGCAGAAUAUCCCCUGAGCUUGUCAGGGUCCCAGCCUGAAUAAAUUCAUCUUUAUUAUUUUUCAAAUUUGUCAAAUCCUAUCUGAAUGAUUGAAUUCCCCUGAAUGCUCCUCUGGCAAGUCCUGAAUGAUCCCGUAGCUCCUCCGAAAGACCAUAUUGAAGGGAUAUUCCGGCGUAAAAUUAAUUUAGGGUCAAACACAAUGCAACACUGAGUUAGACACCCCCCCAGGGAUGAAUGUUGUUGACUGCUUACUUCUCUAGUGAUACCAACUUUAAUAACGGCCGCACGAUAGCAAUACAGAGCGGUCUGAGGAGCCAUGAACAAACCUCAACCAAAACAUCACUCUAUAGCCACAAAUAAUGCUCAGAACAGCACCUAACUUCAUCAACAGUACAUAUAGGGUCCCAGCCAUAGUACUAGCCACCAAACCUCUUUUGACACUUCCACUGUCUUGUGUAACAUUUGUUUUACUUUCUUUAACUCCACUCCCCACUAUCCAGAAGACACUUAAUCAUCAGUAUUUCUCUUGUAUUUCUUGACUUCUCUUUCCAUCAGAUGUCUACAUCAUUUAAGCUAAUGUGUCUUUUUUUUCUUUUCUCCAAUGACCCUGCAGGUGUCCACUUUAAGCCCUCAUUCAUCCGGUUUCUCGUCUUCUUCAGCUGUGGAAACCAACUCUCAUGUAAGACGUAAAGGAACCAGUGUGAUUCAAUGUGACGUCCAGACUUCCCAGUCACACAGCAGAAGCAGACGCUCUAAGUCGCUGUGCCAGGCAGACAUGAGAGCUUUUCCCCCGGCUGUGUUGGUUACUUCAGAGAUGGUCUCUGCAAACCCUCCUGGCACCCUAAUAAGGAGCCUCAGUGGGACACUAGCCAAAGAAGAGAUUCCUUAUCAGUACAUUUACAAAGGCCCCUCCCAUCGCACCAUCAGCCGAAUUACCAACCGACAGCAGCACUUCCAACAGCAGGCUUCUACCGCUGGCCAUGAAGGUUGGGUGGGAACCAGUCGCAGGGCCCCCAUGGUAACUGGGCAAUACCAAGCAAACCUCCACAGGGCUGCCUCACUCCACAGUGUCAAGAGUGUCGGGAAAGGAUUGGAUAACUUGGAUGGAUUGUCAUCACAAAGCAAUGAUCCACUUGAUGAGUAAGGAAAAAGUAUUUAUGGAUUUGUCUCGCUGUACUAUUGUCUUGAUCAUGUCUGUUUUCUAGCUCUUUUACGUAAUAAACCAUGUUGUUAAAAAAGAACAUGGUGGUCCCACGAAGCACAAACCAGAUGGCAUGUCCCUGCAGAACGCUGUGGUGGUGAAGAGUUAGCCUCGAGUUUUAAUAGUGUCGCUAGCAGUUGUUUACUGUUUAUUUCCUUGUGUUUCUUGGCUGAAGCCGUUUUCUUCUUCAUGUCGAUCUUCCUCUGAAGUGGCUUCUUUCAGCAAUUACACCAUCAAGAUCGGAUUCCCUCAGUCUCCUCUCCGCAGUUAAUGAUGUGUGUCUGCUAACCAGACUCUGUGAAGCAGUUAUGUGGGAGGUGCUGUUAAGGGGAACUUUUUGAGUCUGGUAACUCUAAUGAACUUAUCCUCCCAAACAGAGGGAACUCUUGGUCUCCCUAAGGGUCUUAAACACAAGGAGGGCAAGAAAAUCCCACUAAAAAAACUCUUGACAAUGCACACCUGUUAAUGAAAAACCAUUGUCUUCAUUAAGCUGGUUGAGGGAUUGAAAGCAAAAGUCUAUAACAUAAACAUAUUCUGGUUUAUUUUACACUUUUGUCCAUAGAUGUUAUUCAUCUGCAAUGUUGAAAACAAAGAUAAGGAAUAAAAAAAUCUGCCCAUACACGUACACAUACAUAGAUUUACUCACACUCAUACAUAUAGGAUCUAAUUUGUGUGCAUGUAUGUGUGUUACUGCAGGGUUCAGAGUGUGGAUAUCCCUACAGCUGUCAGAUAUCUCUCUGAGUCAGAUACUUCUUUGCAAGUAGUUGGAGCUGCGUGUAUUCAACACCAUUGUUACCACAGCAAACUCGCCAAAAAUCAGGUAAGUACAGCUUACUCUGUGUUGUCUUUGACUAAAAACACGAUACAUAUUUCUAAUUUUAUUCAUGUAUGUGUGGGGCUUUCUGUUUUAUUUUUUUGUACUUAGUAAAUGGUAAACAGACCGUAUUCACACAGCGCUUUCCAGGGUCCUCUGACUACUCAAAGGGCUUUCACAUCACAUGCCACAGUCACCCAUUCACUCCACAUCCACACAAUGAUGGCAGAAGCUGCUAUGUAAAGCACCCAUCAGUGUUAACCAAUCCCACCCACACACCACUGGGGGCGGUUUGAGGUCAGUAACUAACCAAGGACUCUUUGGCAUGUGGACAGAGGGACCUGAGGUCUGACUGGCAGACGACCAACUCGACCGCAGUCCAUUAUUUAGGAAUCACAAUGACUUAAUCUCAUCAUGUGAGUGUUUUCAGUAUCCUUUAUGUCGUGUCCCUUAUCCUCCUGUUCUUUAAGGUCCGUGCUCUGCAGGGUAUUCCGGCUUUGGUUCAGCUGUUUGCCAGUGAUAACCAAGAAGUACAGCAUUAUGCCACAGGUGCCAUGCAGAAUCUCAUCUAUGAGAAUGAUGACAACAAGUCAGCACUUGUCAAUGCAGGCGGUGUGAUGCAUCUUGUUAACAUCCUGAAUCAAACAGAUGAGGAGCUACGAAAGACUGUCACAGGUAGUCUUGGUAUUGUUUUUAGAACAACCACACCUCUGUUAAUAUGGAUGUCAGCCAUGUGGUAAUUUAAUAACAAUACUUGCUUUUUAGUUUUUAUUUGCAUAAAAUGAUUUAAUUUACAGGCAUAUCAGGACAUUAAAAACAUCGUUGUGGUUACAGGUGUGCUGUGGAAUCUGUCCUCUAAAGACAGUUUGAAGGAGAAGCUGUCCAAUGAAGCUUUAGCAGAACUUACACAGAAAGUACUGGUUCCUCUGUGCAGCACACUCCCACUGAGCGCUCCUGAGAGAGACAUCUUUAACAACACAACUGGUUGCCUUAGGUAAGUCCACACAAAACCCCUCUCAUACUGUUUUACUGUGCAGUUUGAUUUUCAGGAUUCUGUACCUGGGUGUAGAUUGUGGUGACAGACAUUCAAAAUACAAUAGAUAUAUAUCGUACAGUAAAGGAAUAAAUAAGAUUUUGCCAUAGGUGGUUAGAUAUGACAGAAGAAGAAAGUUUCAGACAUGAUGGAAAAAUAAUAUUUCUUUAGAGUGUGUCUGUCUGAUUUGCAGCAAAACUGUUUACAGCCAGAAUCAGCUUUAUUAACCAAGUACACUGUUAAAAAAAACACGACAAUCUAUUUACAAGAGUUUGUGUUCUUAAUUGGGUAAACAUGAAAAUUAAAAUAGCUAUUAUUUAACAAGAAAGUACAUGUCAGACCAACAAUGUGCACCUCAAUAGAGACCAAAUAUGUAAUUCUAAAUUAGCAGAAUUUGCAAUUUGUUGUUUGCACAACAAAGUAGGAAAAAUUCCCAUAAUGCAGUUCUGAUAUUGACCCAUGAGGACCUACGGGGUUUACCACGUUCCAUUGCAAGGGCAAGUUCUCCCUCAUAGUGUGUCACGGCAGCGCAGAGGGAGAAGAGGACUUUUUUGAGUGGACCAGCUUCAGUCCAAGUUAUUUAAGUAUUUUGUGUGAAAAUAAACUUGUCUGAACUGUAUUAAGUGUAUUAACUAAUAGAGAAUGUGGUGUUGUUCUAAUUUACCAAAUUUACUUCAGUAAAUUGGCUACUUUUUCAGUUUAGCUAACAAUGCUUGCCUAUCUGCAUUGCAUGUCUGCCGGAAAAUUAUCUUUCUGUUCCCUCACAACGUGUUUCUCAGCCACGUGUUUAUUCACACAUGUAACUGAGCAGCCGAUUUUAUCGCUAGGGCGCACGCCGCCUUCACGCUCACUGGAUGUGGAGAAAGCUGUUAACUUUAGCCAUUAGCAAGCGGCUGCUAGCCGAUGGCUAAAUGUUUAUAUUGGCAAAACUAAGAAUAAAUAGUAGUGACCAUUCACCGAACAGCGAUGAUACAACGAUGAAAUGUCACUUAUGACAAUGACCUAGCAAAUUGUCGACACAAUUAAAAAUCUUUCUGCAAAAGGUUGCCUUAAAAUUUAAGUUAUCGCAAUUCUUCUUUUUUUACAGUGUAUGUUACACACACAAGGAAUUUGGCUCUGGUAGACAAACAUUACAGAUGAAAUAUUACACAAAUAUGAAUAAGCUUAGACAUUAAACUUCUGUAUACAAGAAUGUUUCAGGCAGUAGUGUUAUGGUGAGGAGUUCAGAUUAAGGUUGAGUGAUAGUAAAAAUAUGUGCAUAUGUUGUUAUAUAACAGGUGGGUUAUAUACAUGAGGUAGAUACAGUAUUGAAAUUAAAUAUCAGAUAACGGUUUGCAGAGGUACACGUCAGAUGAGAGGAUGGUGUCUGCAGCUAUAAUGUGUGGGGAAGUUGUUAUAAAUUACAGUAGCUGUAAACAUUUAAUAGAUAAACAGUAAUUUACCGCCACAGUGAAUGUUAGCUUAGGGAUUGUUUUAGGGAGUGGUCUUUCUGGGUCUCUGAACGUUUCCUAAAGGGCCAACUUCCUGCUAAAAAUGGGAAAUAUGUGUCUGUCAUCACAUCUCUCCAGAGUUUGAAAACAGUGCGUCCAAUAUUUUCUAUUCUCGAGAAAUACACAAAGCUGUUCUCCACUCCCUUUUUGAUGGAUGCAGAAGAAGUGCGCAAGAGUCUGCAAUAAACUGGUAGAAAAGUCUGUGUGAAAGUCCUCCUACGAACCAGCAUCAGCUUCUCUCUGUCCCUGAUUUCUACUGAAACUUGGAAGAGGCCAAGUUUCGUCUUGAUGAGCCUGUCUGGCUUGAUGCACAUAUGCCAACAAAGGUCUUCUCUGGUGACCCUGAACAAAAGCAGACAGACAGCCAUAACUGUCAAACUUAAUUCCCAACCUGUCAGCAAUAAUUCAGUCCAAAGCUCAGCAUCACUCUGAGUACAUCCCUCUAAAGUACAAUAAUGCAUUCCCAAUGAGCUAAAAUACAUCCAACAGUAUUUUAUCAAGCUCAAAUAUUCAACAAGUGUAAAAUAAGUCGCUUAUUUAAAUUGUUAGUGAGCUCUAUCACUUUCUUACUUGUUAGAAAGCAGUCUCGGGUUUAAGAGUUUAAGGGACUCCAGUUUAUGGGUGAAUCACCAGUGUACUUCAAAAGAUUUUAAGCUACAUUUUAAAGUCAUGUACUGUUCCUUCCUGAGAUGGUCAUAUUUUAUAUUUCAAUAUUCAUGGAGACCUACAAAAAGGUCUCCUAGAUUCAUGUGGGAAACCAACAGGAAGUCUGGUGGUUUUAAUCUUUGGUGAACACAGGCUAAAUCUGAGCAAAAUUCUGGAGUCCCCCUAAAAUUAACCAUUCCCCGGGAAAUAAUCCAGUCCUCCUCAUCUAGAGAAACACAAAAAUAGACUUUAAAUCAAAGCUCAUGGAGCUUUUGGCUCUUAAAUUUUGACAUUUGAAAACAUUUUUGAAUUAUAUUUUUGUGAUCUGUCAAAGUACAGGCCACUAACCAUAAAACUGUGUAAUGUUUCCUUAAUUUUGUCUUGUUAAACUUACACUUUCAAUGUGAUUCUGGUGCAAGUCAGUUAUGAAGUUAAAAUAAGAUCAUUCCAGUAACAGUGUUAUUGUCACUGAAAUUUUAAACUCUGUCACAAUGUCUCUAUCGCUUUACAUACAGAAACUUGAGCUCAGUAAAUGAACGGACAAGAACCAGGAUGAGAGAUAUGCAAGGCCUGGUGGACUCCCUAGUGUCUUACAUCCAGCAUGAGGAGAGGGCAGAUGACAAGGUAAGUCUUCCCUGCACUAUCACAGAAUUUGACAUCUCAACACAAGGUUAAAAGGAGGUUUGAUUUCAAUAUCUCUGUAGUCAGUUUAGAUUGAGAAUGUUAAACAUGCAGAAUAACCUACAAUGGGUAAAAACAGGAAUGCAUGUCUAAGUAUUAUGUAUGUUUAAUAUUAUAAAAUCUGGACAUGAGAAAGGUCUUUGCAUUGACCUAACAUGUAAUUCACUCAAUGAUUUUACUCGUGCUUGGUGUAAAUGCAAAAAGGACCGUACAGUGUGGGGCACGGUCCUUUUACAAUGCAGUGUUCUACUGGCUACUCUUCACUGAAUCUAGUUUCUCUGCAGCAAAAAUAACCAACACAUAUUGUUAAUGGACAGCAACAGCUAAAGCAGAGUAGCUGCAUCAAAGUUUUUGUCAUACAUUGUAUUUAUUCUGUAGGAUAUCUUUCAUAUAAUCUUAAUGAUGAUAAUAAUAAUUUUUGAUACGAAGGUUAGCUUGAAAAUUAGCCUGGCCCGAAGCAGACUUGUUCAGUAGGAUAUGUUACCAUAGUUACUGAGCAGGGACUCAAAAAAAACUCCCUGAUAAAACAGGAUACUUGCUUGUUGGAAUAAAACCAGUCUUUUUUUCAAUCUCACCGCCUGGAAACCCUCCAGACUUUUCAAGACGAACACCCACCACAUCAUAAAGCAGCAUCCCAUGAAACGUCAGUGUUAGUACGUUUUCCAACACCUUUUAAUCCCUCAAAACAUUUUCAGAAAUGAUUUAAUCUUAAUUCACAAAGAGUUCAUCUUUGUGAAUGAAUGUAAUAAUUAAAUAAAAUUUAGGAUGUUGACUUGAAUUCAGAUAUUUUCAUGGAAAAUCAAAAAACCUCAAACAUUUACAGAUACUGGUUAUUCAGUAGUUCAUGUAUCCUUGUUAGUCAUCCCUCUAGUAUGACUGUGUACUUUAACGCCACAUUCUCUGUCAUUAUCUUUGUUUAGGGCUUGGAGAAUUCAUUAUGUGUGAUGAGGAAUCUGUCUUACCAGCUGUACAUGGAACUACCGCCUUCAGUCCGAAUCCGUCUGGAAGGUCCAAAGACAGAUCUGUACUCCAGGCACAGUAACGCCAUUGGCUGCUUUUCUCAGUAUAGCCCAAAAAAGCAAGAGGUGAAUGUCUUAAAACUACUUUAUCAUGUUUCUUGCAUGUAAGCGCCUCAUAUAGUAUGAAUGAUCAUGAGUAAUGACUCUUCAAAUUGAGAAAGACAUUAAAUCAUGGACGGGACACAGCAGUGUAACUUCAUUAUUUAAAGCCCCAAACAUGCAGAUUAGCAACAGUAUCAGACAUCUGAUGAUAAUUCAGGCUCUGAAUACUUAUGCCGGAGACAGAUGCACUGUACAUAUUCAUUUGAUUAUUUUUGUAGCUGAAUCACAUGGCCAUUUUCUGUAGGCUACUCUAUGCAGAGACAGACACAUAUUUUAUUGGGUUUUAUUUAUGUGCCACAUGUCGGAAACCUAGCACUGCAAUCAACCGCUAUUAUCGUUAUUUCUGUAGCACAAAUUCACAAAAAAUGUAAUCCCAAGACACUUCGCAAAGAAAAGUAAGUCUAGACCAGACUGCUUACAAAGACCCAAUGUGAAGAUGGGAUCAGACCAAGCCCCAUCCUGUAAGAUUGGACCCACCCUAUCCCAUCCUAUCUUCAACCACGAGUGAAACAUUUUACAGCAUUUUAAGAGUUACAGUGGAGAGGAGGAGGAACUUCCAUAACAGGCAGAAACCUUGAGUAGAACUAGACUCAUGUUAGACAGUCAUCUGCUGAGACUGAGCUGGGUUUAGAGAGGGGAGAGAGGGAGAUGGAGAAAGAGAGAGAUGGACAGAGGAGAGACUGAUGUAUGUAGUUGAAACAGCUGUAAAGCAGGUAGCACCUCAGCAGCUAAAGGUCCUCAGCAGUGAUCCAGAGAUCCAGUGAUGAUUCAAAGUUAAUGACAGAGACAGAAAGAGGAUGGAGAAGGGGGUGCUCCAUGAGUCAGUAACCCUGGCAGUCUGAACCUAUAGCAACAUAACUCAGAGCAGACCUAGACCUAAACCAGGUCUAUCAGCUUUAUCAAAGAGGAAUGUUUUUGAAAGGUAGAGAAGAUGUCAUUAUUCUCUUCGGUGCUAUCAAGGGCAUAAGUUUCCUUUUUCACAAUGUGGGUGCUGGGCUGAGGACUGUCAGGUGGGAAGUAGCAAACACACAAACAUAGACAACCUUAACGCACAUAGCAUAUACUUUACAUAUACAUUUUGGAUGUCUCAAACAUUUCUGAAGUGUAGUAAAUGUUACAUAUUUAAAAAAAGCGAAUGAGCCAAAUGUAGACAAAGCUAGGAAAAGGAAAUUUAAAGGGAUAGUCUGGCAUAAGUUUAAGUCAUGGUCAAACACACCGUAACAUUGAGUUAGACACCCCCUUGAGAGAUAAAUGUUGUUAACUGCUUACUCCUCUAGUUAUACCAACUUCAGUAACGACCGCACAAUAGCAAUACACAGCAGUCUAUGUCUCUACGCUCAACCAAAAAGCCACUCUAUAUCCACAAAUAAUGCUCAGAACAGCACCUAACUUCAUCAACAGUACAUAUAGGGUCCCAGCCAUAGAGCAAAGAGACCAAACACAACUCACCCACUCUCCUCCAGCAGCCGCUUGUUUGUGGGGGAGACCUGACGAGUCGAUCACCAAGUGCAGCGAAGUUUCGCAGCUCAAAUUAGAACAUUUAUGAUCAUUACUUCAUGCAAAUGCAAUCAGACCAAGACGCUAAGGCAGAAGAACCUCUGCGUCUGCAGAGCAAAAUGAUUACUAUGGUGAUUAUGACUUCAAGGAACUGAUUGCAAUGAUUGCAUAGAAUGAGUACAACAGGACACACAAAGACCUGAGAUUUCUCAAAUGGUUGCUUCAAUUGUCUCUCUUCCUUUUUCUUUGCAGCAUAACCCGAGUCCACAUUUCCUGUCUGAGGUGUCUCGGCAGCCUCAAGGGUCUGAGUGGCUGUGGCACCCUAAGGUUGUGGGUCUUUACAAGCUGGUUCUGCAGAACAGCAGCAGAAGCUCAUCUGUCUGUGAAGCUGCCUUAGGAGCCCUGCAAAAUAUCACAGCGGGAGAGGCCCGGGUACGAUCUCACUGGCGACACAGAAAUAUUAACCAAUCAGACAUGCUCCGUAAUUAUUUUACCUGAUUUUUCAGUAUUAUUUAUGUUAUCUUUACUAGUGGUCAUCAAUGCUGAGCUGGGUGGUAAUGGACCAGGAGAAGAUGCUGCCCAUUCUGCUCGAACUGUUAGACACCCAGAGUGACAGUGAGCUCAGACCUCUGACCGGCCUGCUGAGAAAUCUGGCCAGACACUGCUCCAACAAGGACCAAAUGGGUAUAACGUGAAUUAUCAUUGGUAGAAGUGUUGAGUGUAAAACAUUGAUGGCUCGACUAAACUUCUUUUGAAUGAAAUGACAUACCCCUCUGAGAUACUCCCUGAUUUUUACUUGCUUCAUCAAAAUUCUAUCAAAGAAAGGAAAAGCCCUGAUAAGAAGGAUUUCUUGAACAGAGACAAGGCACUGCACACACACAGAGACCACAAGUCAAGUUUUUGUUAGACUGGUUUAAUAAUCCUAAAAAACUCACAAACAAAUUAACGGAAAUACCAAGAGCUUUUUGGCUUCAAGUCCGUAUACUGGAGGAAGGAGGAACCAAGUUAUCCAUACAUACAGUAUAUACAUACAUAUAUACAGUCUAUGGCGCCAUCAUGCUGUAGGUUCCUCUGGAUCACUGCUACAGAUAUUUAGCUGCUAAGGACCUGUCUGCUUUACAGCUGCUUCAACUACAAGCAUCAGUCUCUCCAUUUUGAACUCUGUUACAAAGUUAGAACUAAAUUAUUAACGUCAGUCUCUCCAUUUUUGCAACAUUUUAAAAGACAAUAUUUUAUCAACAUUAGCUCCUCUUUUCUAACACAGCUAUAGAGCUAAUGUUUGUUUAUAGUUUUAUUCUGUUAAUUGUAAUUGUAGAUCUAUUUGACUCUCUCUGCUUUCUUUUAAUUUUUUGAGCAGUGUGUAAAAUUAGAGAGCUUCUCAGACAGUACAAAUAAGACCUGAUUAUCUAUGAACAGACUGAAAGAAAACCUUCCUAAUUUAUUUUCCUUUCAGCCAGGAACGUGGUGAAUAUUCUGGUCUCCAAGCUGCCCAGUGAUGGCCUUCAGAAAAAGCCAGCCAGUGAGGUGGUGGUUAAUAUCUGUGGAGUCCUGAAUCACCUUGUCACCUGCAGUUCCGUGGCAGCCAAUGAAAUCUCAUAUUGCAACGGCCUGCCAAAACUGGUGGGCAUCAAGACAUCCCAUGAUAACCGGUAGGACUGACUCUCUGUGUGACCCUCAAUAAUCAGGGCUUAUGAAAGCCUGAAUCCUUCUUCACCUCCCAUUAUUAUUCACCUCUGAGUCCUGCUGCCGGUAUUUUGUUAAUAUCUUUAAUCUGCCAUGUUUUAUUCACACCAGAAGUGACCAAAGAAAAAAUAGUUUCAGGGUCAUACCAUCACAUAGCCUGAAGCCCUGUGUUAACCAAAUGUCAAUCAAAGGGCCGCUGUCUUCCACUAACGCUGUUUUAUUUUAACCUUGUAAUGUUCUUGUCUUGUGAUGUCUCUUGCUGUGUCUUUGUUUAGCUAUGAGAGCCUGAAAGCUGCCAGAGCAGCCUCCACUGUCCUCUCCAACAUGUUCCAGUACAGAAAACUGCACAAAGACUACAAACUGGUGAGUCUGAUAUAUGCUGAAGCCUACUCCUAUAAAUCAGUCAUCUAUCUAUCUAUCUAUCUAUCUAGACAGUGCUUUAUCUAUAUGUAAUCUUUUAAGUGAAAGCAAUGUUUUUGAUUGCUACAAUCAGUGGAUAUGUCUCAUGAAGGUAUGAUUUAUGAUGUUUUACACCUUUUUUUUUCUUCUUAGUUUAAUUAUAAAUUAACUUUAUCAGUUCAUGAGUUCAUAGAAAACUCAUAAAAUGUAUUAAGUCCAUGAUCUACAAAUGACAGAACUUACAACACGACUCAGAGCACUUUAAAUAAAGUGACAACACUGUAAAUGGUCAUGAACAAGUAUAUGAUCCUAUUAAUGAAACAUGUAAACAGUAUUCACAUUUAGGCCUGAUGAAAACAACAGAUAUAGAUCACUUGUGGAGAUUUUUUAGCACCUGUCUGCUGUAACAAACAAUAUGUUUCACUUUUGGUGAGUAACACCCAAGUGACAGCAUCUUAAUUUGUAAGACAAGCCGGCCAUAUCCCAACAGUUCCCUCGCUAAGUUCUCAUUUUUAAUAAAAGGAAUUUGAUAUAAUUUCUUUCAUGGCGGGGCAAACAACGGGGUGAACAGGAGUAAAGGUGUCCUAAAUCACCGCACUUUUCCCACCACCUCGCUAGGUUAAGUUGUAGCAUAGAAGAACAGCACGAUUGGCCCCAUUCAUCCUGGAGGCCGACUUCAAGGAUUCAUAGCCGACCACUUCACCCACAGCCAGUCCAGCCUCCUCCACGCUGCACUGGGCUGCAGGGACCAGUUUGAUGGCAUGACAAUGAGUCAGCCUCUCAAACUCAGCCGCUGCAGCCUCGGUUACACUUCCCCAACUCUCUCCAACACACAGACACACCUCACACACCCAUCAAAAAACACCUACCUAUCCAAAAACUUAAGACAAACAAAAACACAGAAACAUAGCAAAGAAGUUGAACUCAUCACACUCUCAAACAAACCGCUCUCAGCUCUACACGCACUUUGCCAUCCGAGACAGAGAUAAUAGAAACAAUUACCUCUUAGUUCUUAUCAAGUUAUUGUUCUUAUGGUUUUGCAUUUGUGCUUAUUCACUGGUCUGUUUAUCACCCAAAUAAUUCAAAAUGAUAAUUAUUCAUUUUUGAUGUGUACAUCUAAGGACUGUGAAUCUUACAGAAUCAAAACAAAGACAACGUCACGGUGAAAACAGUUACAGAACAUCUUACUUGUGAGUGAAAAAGGUUUUAAUUUUUCCUGUCAACGUUUCAAAGCGAUGUGCUUCUUUGGUCGUGAAACAGAGACUAAAGGAAAUGUAGGAAAUGAUGAUGGGUGUAAGUUUGAGGUGAGAGUGUAAGAUAACUUUUGAAACAUCUGUUUUCCUUUUUUUAAAGAGUAUUUUCUGUGUUUUGUGUUUUUCAGAAAGGAUUUGGCAGACAGGACUUUGCAGAUGCUACUUUCUAAGUUGACAGCAAGUUGCCUAAUACGUGAUCCCAGCUUUGACCUCAGGAUCAUGGCUGCUGUGAGAGGAAGAAGUAACAAAGGCAUUCAAGGCUUAUGUAACUGUGAUGGACAAAGAGGGGAAAGAUCAAAACUAACCAAACAGUAGACAAUUGUUUUCUCCUCAGUUCCUCUUAUGUAGGUCAGUGCCUUACAUAGACAACUCAACGUUAACAUUCAUAUGCUUGUGUAUCUAUAAUUCACUGUAAUAGGGACAGACUUCACUAUCUUACCUGAGUUGAUUUUAUGUUUAAAUCAAAGUUAAUCAAAUAAAGGCUCAGUAUUACAAUAGAAGAAAGCAGAAACUAGUUAAGAAUAGAAUAGUUCUAAGACCUGCAGAUCUGAACUAGUCUGGUUUAUGUACUCAGAUCUACUACCUAACAGGAAAUGCCAAAAGUAUUAUGAACACUACAGAAACUUUAUAAAUGAAUGAAACUUUAUGAAUGUGCCACUUCUUAACUUUUGAAGAUUAACAGCUUAUUGAAUGUUUUUUCAACAGUAUUCUGCGUUUUUAAACUGUUUUUGUAUUAAAAAGUUUAGAUAUGUUAGUUUCAAAAACAGUGAACGCUAAUAUGUACCUGUGUUUGUUGUCUGUUGUGUAAAAAUGGAUCAACAUGAUCCCUGGACUUCUAAGGCAUCAAACAUGUUUGACUACAUCUUUGUGCUCAUGUUUUUGCAGUCAUAAACCUGUGUUAACACUCGAAUAUACUCCUGAGUUUACACCUGUAUUCACACUCGAAUUUUUUCUUAGAUUUUCUCAUUUUUGUCAAUCUUUUCUGUGACUCUACUAAGAUAAUAAAUCCUCUAACACCAGGACCUGAGUGGACUGACAUCCUUGAUAAGUUGUUUAACUUUAACCUGUGAGUUUAGUCCCUUUAGUUUUUCAUGAAUCUAUGACUUGUAUAACUGUAAAAUGUGUCAAACUGAUCCCUUUUUAUAUCAUAGUAAUAAGAAAGUAAUAUCAAGAUAGUGCACCAUAACUUUAUUUUUUUCAAUUUUACCUGACGUAGCAUGUUUGACACAUUAUUUGAUG
Xyrichtys novacula (pearly razorfish) is the source of this 17790-nucleotide messenger RNA. The record is from the annotation of a GenBank genome assembly. Lineage: Eukaryota; Metazoa; Chordata; Actinopteri; Labriformes; Labridae.